AUGCAGUAUGUUGGUAGAGCGCUCGGCUCCGUCUCUAAGACCUGGUCCUCGAUUAAUCCAGCAACCUUAUCAGGCGCAAUAGACGUUAUAGUCGUGGAACAGCCAGAUGGGACUCUCUCAUGUUCUCCAUUCCACGUCAGGUUUGGGAAGUUUCAAAUCUUGAAACCAUCACAGAAGAAAGUCGAAGUGCUUGUAAACGGGAAAUCUACAAAUAUCCCUAUGAAACUAAGUGAUUCUGGUGAAGCAUAUUUUGUCUUUGAGACUUCCACCGAUGUCAAGGAUAUUCCUGAUGAUUUAUUAGCUUCCCCCGUGAUGAGUGCCACAAAUAGCCCACCUCAAUCUCCUGAGCCUUCCAAAUUGGAGUUGAACAGUCCCGAAGGACAAUCUGACCAAGAACAUGAUAGAUCGUCUGAUUCAAGUAAUCAAGGAAAUAAUAAUAAACCAUUAGAAGAACCAGAUUUUUUGGAUAUUGGUGCCUCACCAAACUCAAAGAACAAGACCAAAAUAUUUCAACAGAACCUUAACAAGAGAUUAACACAGAUUCAUAUUCCAAGCAAGUUAGAAAAUAACGGUGAUCUCCUUCUUGAUAUGGAGGGGUAUAAGCCAAACACAGAUAUGAUGCAUGAUACAGAUAUGCAAUUGAAACAAUUGCUUAAAGAUGAAUUAGGCUCGGAAUCUGAUAUCUCCAAUUUCAUUAGAGAAGAUAGCAAUGGUAAUGUAAGAAUAGUCAACCCUUAUGAAAAUUGUCAUUUAACUUCCACAUCACCAAUAGGUUCAGCACCUGGGUCUCCUCUAAUAAGUGCCAGUGAACCCACUCUAACUAUGAAUAGUCCGUCCACUAACGAUUCCGCAGAAUCGGUGGAAUCAGAAGAAUUGAGUUCUGAUACAAUGACAAACGAGAAAUCCUACAAGGAAAGCUUGGAAGAUAAAGAAGAUAAGGAAGAUAAGGAAGAGCGUAGAAAUUCGUCAAAGCAUUUCAUUAAAACCAUUAGAUUAACAAGUGAUCAACUUCGAUGUCUAGAUUUGAUAUAUGGAGAAAACGAUUUAACGUUUUCCAUUGAUCAUGGGAAGGCCACUAUGGCUGCCAAGUUAUUUGUAUGGAGAUGGGACGUACCCAUUGUAAUAAGUGAUAUAGAUGGGACUAUUACCAAAUCGGAUGCAUUGGGUCAUGUUUUAGCGAUGAUUGGGAAAGAUUGGACUCAUAUUGGAGUAGCUAAAUUAUUUACUGAGAUUGCAAGAAAUGGUUACAACAUUUUAUAUCUGACAGCAAGAGGUGCAGGACAGGCAGAUUCCACAAGGGGAUAUUUACGAUCUAUUUAUCAAGGUGGAAACAGAUUGCCUGUUGGUCCUGUUAUCUUAUCGCCGGAUAGGACAAUGGCAGCAUUAAGGAGAGAAAUUAUAUUGAAGAAACCUGAAAUAUUUAAGAUUGCCUGUUUAAACGACAUUAGAUCGUUAUAUUUCGAGAAGUUUGAGAAACAACAAGAAUUAGAAAGGGAGCAACAACAUAAGGAAGAGGUAGAAACUAAGGGUGAAGGUAAUAUUAGUAUCAAUAGUAAAGAAGAAGACAAGGCAAAUGAGGCAAAUGAUAUAAGGGACACUAAGGACCCCGUUAUACCAAAUCAAAUGGCGGAUGAGAAACCAACACCUUUCUUUGCAGGAUUUGGAAAUAGAAUAACAGACGCAUUGUCCUAUAGAACUGUAGGUAUUCCAAGUUCGAGGAUAUUCACAAUCAAUCCUGACGGAGAUGUCCAUAUGGAAUUAUUAGAACUAGCAGGUUAUAGAAGUUCUUACAUUCAUAUCAAUGAAUUAGUGGAUCAUUUCUUCCCACCUGUAAAUUUGAACGAUGAUGAUAUUAGAAGCGUUAACUCAAUGACACCUGGUUCACCAAUUAAUAAAAGUUUGGAUAACAUUGAGAAUACAGGUGGAAUCGAUAACAAAUCGUUCUUCAGAACAAACCAGGAGGAAAAAUUUACAGACGUUAAUUUUUGGAGGGAACCCAUACUGGAUCUCGAUGAAUUGUCUGAUAUUAGCAAUGACUCUAGUAGCAUAGAUGAAAAGGAAAAGAAUGAAACCAGCAAAAAUACACGUUUAGAUGUUACCCGAAAGAACGCAUCUAGGAGAGGAACUAACCACACUGAACGUUCAGAUACUUCAAUCAUUAACAACGAUCCUCAUUCUAAAUAUGAGGAUGAAACAUUUUCAACCCCAAAGAGGCAUGAAAAAAAACGAAAGAAGAUAUAG
Molecule: messenger RNA, 2241 nt
Organism: Naumovozyma castellii
Lineage: Eukaryota; Fungi; Ascomycota; Saccharomycetes; Saccharomycetales; Saccharomycetaceae
Gene: PAH1
Product: phosphatidate phosphatase PAH1
Exons: 1
Coding region: 1-2241 (746 amino acids)
Source: RefSeq, a predicted model, not a curated record